GAGAGAACCGCUCUCUAAAUGGGGAGAUCAACAUCGGGGAUGGACGAUGACGACCCGAUAGCCGCCGCCGUUAACAUGCCGAGUUUUAUCAGCGGGCUGGAGGAGGGGAGGGCGAGAUUGUCCCGUAACCUGGCGACGGAAACUUUCUCCAUCGCGGAGAGCAAAGUUGACCGAGUCGGGAGAUCGAACUCGCGGCUGUCGCUCGACGGGAGGAGGAGGAGCGGCGGGGAGGAGAAGGAUGCGAGGGGGAAUAACAACAACAACUGCAACGGCGGAGGAGGAGGAGGUGGAGGAGAGAGGAGGAGGAGAGCGAGCGCCGUGGAGAUCUUGAGGAGAAAUCUCGGCGUUUCUAAAUCUCCGUCUCUGCGGCGGGAAGCAAGCGCGGGAGUAGCCGUUGACAACGACGACGACGCCGCUCCAAACGGUCGCGAAAUCGAACGCGUAACCGCCGCCGAAUCCUGCUCGACCGCUCCAUUCGAACGCGUAACCGUUACAGCUCGGCGACGUCACAGCUACGUCACGGCGGACGAAGUGCAGCACGUCUACUGCACCGUGUACUGCAUCGACGACGACCACGGCGACGGACGUGAAACCAUGACGACGACAGAGAUGGUGGAGGCGUGUUCGAGUCCAGACCCGGCUCUGUACACGCUGGACGACCUGGUGGACCCUUUUGGUGACAUGGCACAGGCCGGGGGCGGGGCCACGUCGCAGCAGAGUUGCAGGGUGUGCCUGGAGGAGAAAACCAUCGCACCCUUACCCUGCUGCAGGAAGGCCGUGUGUGACGAGUGUCUGAAGCUCUACGUCAGCUCCCAGGUGCGAGUGGCCAAAUCGUUCAUCGUCUGUCCGAUCCCAGAGUGCAGCGGCUACCUGGAGGAGGGAGUGGUGAUUUCCCAUUUGGCCAACGAGGACGUGGCAAAAUAUCGUUACUUUUUGGAGCUGAGUCAGCUGGACUCGAGCACCAAACCCUGCCCCCAGUGCAGCAAUUUCACCUCCCUGAAGGGGAACAACUCCAACCGCUCCGAGCACAAGUACAAGAUCCAGUGCAUCAAUUGCCAGUUUGUGUGGUGCUUUAAAUGUCACGCUCCGUGGCACAACAGGGUCAAAUGUCGCGAAUACAGGAAAGGAGACAAGCUGCUACGAGGCUGGGCGAGUGUCAUAGAGCACGGACAGAGAAACGCCCAGAAAUGUCCACAGUGCAGGAUCCAUAUCCAGCGUACGGAGGGAUGUGACCAUAUGACAUGUACUCAGUGCAACACUAACUUCUGUUACCGCUGUGGAGAACGUUACCGACACCUACGGUUCUUUGGGGACCAUACGUCAAACCUCAGCGUGUUUGGAUGCAAGUAUCGCUAUCUACCUGAUAGACCUCAUCUGAGACGGCUGAUCAGAGGGUCGGUCUGUGGCACUAAGGUGCUGAUAGCUCCGGUGGUCAUUCUGCUGGUUGUGGUGCUCGGAGCUCUCGCGCUGGUGAUAGGUUUGGUGGUUUUCCCGGUCUACUAUGUGUGUAAGAGGAGGAAGAAGCAGCGCACACAGGGCUCCGGACGAUGGAUCUGACUCAAACCUUCUCCCUUCCCUACACUUCAUCUAGACUACACGCACGCACACACACACACACACACACACAGCUUUGAGAAGACGACGCCCACAUCUCCUCAGGGAUGAACACGCCAGCCUGAGUCACGGAAAAAAAGGUCUGAUAGGAACGUCACAAGAUUAACAAAUGAAAUUAGAUCGGAAGGAAGGGGAAAUAAGCAUAUGAAGUGAUGCCUGGAUAAUCACACGACAUCAUCGUCGGGAAUAUUUGUGUCCCAGUGGACCACAGCUGCAAAAGGAACGCUGGAUAUUCAAGUAGAAAAGGAAAAAAAAACGGAGAUUGAAGUAGACUUCUGGAGCAAACACUUGCCUGAGUGCUCUUCACAUGAUGGAAGUGUGUGAAUCCCCUUCAAUUUAACAACCUAUUUUAAAGCUUUCUCUCUGGCAGCCUCUUGUCUCGGAAACAAUACAGGAAGUUUUCAGCAGUGAACCUCUGCAAGCUUUGCACUCCUCUGUCACACAUUCAACAACAGCUGUCUUUCAGGCAAACAAAUCCAAAAACAUGUUAUAAUAGAAACGGUGGCAGUUUUGUUUACGCCCACAGCGCUGUGAGAAUGUUUUAAAAAGAGCAGGCUUGGAGCUCGUCAGUCAGCCGGAUGUGAUGACGUGUUAUUGAAUGGAUGAUGUGGAAUGAAAGAAAGUAAACUAUAAACACAGACUGCUGGACAAAGAUAGGAGGAGCUUAACAGAUUAAUGGCGGAGAAAUAUCAGGAAAUAAUAUCUUCCUUGUUGAACUUUGGCAAAAAGUUUCGUCAGUCAUUUGUCAAAAGUGCAAGAUGGAAACUGAUUUUAGGACUAAGCCAUGAUGGAAAAAAUUGUUUUCACAGACGCAACAACAAUUUAUUCAAUCUCCCAUCUGUUGGAAACUCAUGUUUUCAUUGGAUGUUGAAAACUCCCAUUGAGAUUCGGACUCUUUGACAAGCCUUUCAUAUUCAAAAUAACAUGACAGGACUUUCUGGGAUGCAAAGAUGGUACUUAAAGAUUGUUGGCCAAACUGGAUGACCUUGACUCUGCAUGAUCUCAAGAAAUUUGGGUCAUAAAAAAGAGGUCCUGGUUAGAAAAAAACCCACAUUCAGUCCACUAACAGCUAAAUGAAAUAUUGGAAAAGUGGUAUUUGUCUUAGCUUCCAUUGUGUUCUGUCGAGGUUCUCCAUCAUCUCCUCCACCUAUCUGCCCCUGACUCCCUUCACUCUCCUUUUGGUCUCGGCCCCCGGCGGUAUAGUUACUCACACACCCGUCGUCUCUUUCCCGGGCCCACACACACACACUGCAUGCCAGCAUCUGCAUCAUCAAAAAAAAACCCACAGCUGCUGUGCGGCAAUUGUGCCAAAACAAAAGGCUGAAUGUGACAGGACGGACAGUGGACCCUGCCCCUUUGUUGGAUUUCUUUGUUAUUGUUUUUCAGGGGUUAGCUUGUUGCAGAGGUUUUUCGGGUGCUGAUGCUGUCAGUGUGUAGUGGAGUCUGCAUGAAGAAAUAGACUUAGAGGCUGUGUGAGAUCGUAGGAAUAUGCAUUAGAUAGUUUAAAGCUGCUUAGGAUUAAAUCAACUGAACAUACUAGCAUAAAUUGUACAUGUAGAUAAACAGAAUGAAGUAUUAAAGGUUUUACUUCUCAUUUCUGUGUAGUCUGGGUGGUGGUUUGCUUGAGAGCUAAACAGGUUUUUGUUUUUUUUAAUGAGGUUAUCCUCAGGCUGCUGUUCUCUAUAGAUGUGUGGUAGAUUACAUUUGAAUGUUAAUUAUUAGGUGAUCAGGUUUUUUAAGAAUUGAUUUAGAGAGUUUUGUAUUGCGUCUGAUUUUAUUGAAGUGCUGAGAGGACGGCUGUCUGUUUGAGAGUUUGGAUAGUGACAUAGCUGCUUUUAACACACUAUCUUAACUAACACGUACUGCAAGAAAGCACACACGCAGAGUGCUGCCAGGAAACAGGAGAUUUUCAAGAGCUUUAAAGGUUGUCACCUGGCAGCAGCCAGCUUGCUGUCCUUCACUUAUCCCUCUAUCCUCUCCCCCCUCCUGCUGUCAGUCCUCAGUUUCAGAAACGAGUGUGCGUCCGUUGGAGCCGCGGCUGCUGUUCAGCCACAAAAAAAAAGAAAUCAUCCCAAACUGGAUGAAACAGACGGGACGCUUUCAAAGCCUCUGAUAAGUGACAAUAACACCGAGCUUCCUGCGGCGCACGCUGUGGUCAAGUUCAAGAGGUCACCACAUAACUGUGUGUGUGUUUACUCCAGCAUGGAGUGAUACAUCAUGAGACGUUUCAAGGAAAAAACACACAAAAAUACGAGGAGAAGCACAAUAUAUCUGCACAUAGAAGAUGCUACAGCAAGGAAAAAAAAUAUGUGGAAUGAUAACAUUGGAAACAAACGCGCCGUGACGAUCAGUGCAUUUAAAUCUGCGGUUACCAGGGGAGACCAUUCUGAGUGUUGCAGCAGAUUUCAUCACUGAAUCGUCACUGAAAGCAGGAUUUAAAGCAUGAAGGAGAAGCAGGGUUGAUGCUCAUGCAUGUUGGAUACCGUUAGCUUCUCUUUAUCCCAGGGAUCUGACACAUUUUCUACAUCUGGGAGUUCAUAGAUACCAGCUGUCAAGUACAGUGAAGGUUCCUGAAGGACACAGACAAUAUAUUGUUAUAUUAGGUAGCUUACACUCUGUUUUUCGGUAGGCCCUGACUCUGGGAUUGAAUCCACUCUCAGGGAGUUUGUUUUCUGUUCACUCUAACCCAACAACAUGAGCUGUGCCACACAGAAAACUGCUGAGCAGCAGUGUUUACCCAGAGCUGCUUAGCAACCACGAUUAAUUCCAGGAAGUCAAAACACUGAAGUGUCAAAAGAGAUCCAAAUAUCUUAGUGAUGCAAAUGUUUCCCGGCCUGACUCAGCUGUAUUGUGAGAGUUGCUUAAGGUCAGGGGGGACUUAAAAAUUGAAAGGGGUAAAAUAUGUAUUCGUAAUGCAACACUGGGAUAUUAAAAGUAUCAGAAGUUAUACGCCAAACAAAAACAUUAAUGCAUACAGGUUUUAUCUAACGUCUUAGCUAGUGCUACACUGACAUGUUGAAUUGCUGCAUUUUUGUCUGUUUGAAUGAAAGAUGACUGACGGUAUGAAAAGGACAUUUGUACUGUAAAAUUAUUUUCAGCACAGAGAUGCAUCAGCAGAGUGAAAAUAGUUUAUUUUACUGUGGCUACAUACAUUUUUUUUUUUAUUAUUUCCACAGCAUUUUAACCAGAAACGUUGCUCUGCAGUUUAUGUUGCACCACCGCUGAAUCAGUGCUCGGUGCCUCAAAAUGAACAGAUGGCAUCUUUAAUAACUGAUUAAUCAUUUAUCAGGUAACGAUACAUAAUAUUUGGUCAGAAAAAGUACCUCUUAGGGGCGUGGUUUUACAGUGUUGCUGUCAAACAGUAAUUUUAAUAUGAAUUUGCUCUGCGUGGUCACAGCUACAAGAGAAAAGUAAAUGAUUAAUAAUAACAGGAUGGUCUUUUAGCUGCUCAGCCACCUCAUGUCUCAUUUCCUUCACUGUUGUAUAUGUACAAGUGUGUUAAUCCUACUCAUGUUAAGACGCCAUCAUUGUUUUGUUUUGUCGUUGUUUUCCUACAUAUAACUGACUUGAUCAUUUCUGUAAACACUAAGCGACUGUUUGGGUAAAUCUAAACUGAAGAGAAUAGUUGAGCUAUAACAAUUCAUUCAGCGACAUGAAGUUACUUUUGGCCAAUUUUUUUUUUUUUUUUUCUUUGCUUUGGCGUAUCGGCUGGCUGAUACGCCUUUUUUUUAUGUUUGUGUUACAAUCCCAGUGAUAUUGACAUUAACAUGCAAUAGUGCCUUCGUAGCCAUUAUAGAUCAGGGUGUGCCAAUCUGUGGUUCAGGGCCCCUUCGUGACUCCAAAGAUUAUGUGUUAGAACCGCUAAAGCAAAGAGUAAUACAUCAAAAUAUGUGGCUCAUAAUGUAAAAGAAACUACUGAAGAAAAAAAAAUAUAUAUGUAUAUAUAAAUAUAUGGAUCUGUUACCCCAACACUGGGAUAUGUGCAGUACAAUCAGGCCCUCCAUUAAGAAUGUGUUUUAAAUAGCUAAAGAUAAAACAUUUUACAGGUUACCCACAAUGCACGUUGUCAGCUAUCACCCAAAAUACUCGUAUCGUUUUGCACAAAUUUAAUUGUCACUUUAUUUCCGCUGAUACAAACCUCACCCUUUGGAUAAGUACGAGCAGCAGCACUGUUUCCAACAUUGAAUGAGACUUGUACGGACAAAAAAUGCUUCAUGAAGGAAGUGAUCAUUUAAGAAUAAAAAGUGUCAUUUUCAACAAAUCAAAUGGGCAGUUAGGGACUAAAUAUAGUGGGUUCAUUUCAACUCAGGAGGCCUGUGAAUAUUUGUUUUGCUGUUAAACAUCAGGAUGGGUUUUCACUAUCUAAACAUGCAAACCUGUUGGAAAAACUGCAAUGUUUUAUGUCUAUACGCCACUUUGUUUUCAAGCGUAUUUCUAUUCUAAGAAAUGUCUCACACUUGAUAACGGGGCUCCUUGUUUGCACUAAGAACAGAUUCUUCCACCUGCUGCCUCCGUUUAAAAACGUCUGCUGAUUUUAUUGUUGCUCACUUAGCCGUUCACAAAUGUUGUUUUCAUCUGAGGAUCUGAUGAAGAAUAAACUAAACUGGGUCAA
This is a messenger RNA of Anoplopoma fimbria (sablefish), 6226 nucleotides long. It is a transcript of the gene rnf217, whose product is annotated as ring finger protein 217. NCBI's taxonomy places the organism in Eukaryota, Metazoa, Chordata, Actinopteri, Perciformes, Anoplopomatidae. Bases 19 to 1557 code for a protein of 512 amino acids. Gene Ontology annotation, biological process: ubiquitin-dependent protein catabolic process; protein polyubiquitination; positive regulation of proteasomal ubiquitin-dependent protein catabolic process. The transcript has 7 exons. Gene Ontology annotation, cellular component: ubiquitin ligase complex; cytoplasm. The record is from RefSeq and is a predicted model, not a curated record. Gene Ontology annotation, molecular function: zinc ion binding; ubiquitin protein ligase activity; ubiquitin conjugating enzyme binding.